AUGCCUGCUUUAAGAUCAAGGUAUGGCUAUGCCGGUCAUAUGCACCAGAAUGAUUCAACGACACCCAAGAAGCGAAACUCCAGAGUAUCAAUUCAUCCAACCCUAGAUGAGAGAGAAACUGGGCGAAUGUCACCUCCACAAGAUCAACCUAUACUCAAGUCCAGUCUAAAAGUCAAGUCGGCACGUUCGGCGGCCAAUAUCGCACCAGCUGAGAUUUUGCUGGACAUCUUCUCUAUGCUGGCACCUCGAGACUUUGACAAUGCCCGACGGACAUGCUCGCAAUGGAUGCGAGUCAGCCUCAACCACAAGCUGCUUGAAGCCAUGCUCAGAAGAGCAGGGUGGUGGGAUGCGUGGUUACAAGACUGUCAAAAGAAGCGUCUCUCAACACGCUCUGAUGAGAGUGAAGCCUGGAGAAUGAGUCGCCGAUUUGCAACCGAGUGUCUCCUCUCGGGGCGAAGAGUCAAUAUUGAAAAGUCAGGGUUCCUGUCAACCGCCACCGUUGACUUUUCCGGUCUUUCGAAUGAUGUGCCACGCAAGACUCGAGGCAGGCGUCUCCAGCCUGUGCUUAAAGAGAGCAAGGCUUUGUCAACGUUCAGCAUCAGCAGUUGCAGCAAUUACCUGCUCGUCACCAAUGGCUGCAUGAUCUAUGUCUAUCAUCUUUUGGGUCGAAAAUCACACUCAGCGUCUCUAAACAACUUGUCCGAUGUUACGUUGGCUCCUGUUUCACGGAUUUCAUGUCCGUUCGAGGUUAUUUCGGCUGUCAUCGACACCAGCACAUCUCGCUUUACUGUCGCCGCUCUCCUUGACAAUCGAGUUGGCAUGAUUCAUGACUUGGAUAUGAGCUUCUCUCACAAAUCAAGCACAAAGACUCGUGUCAACAACAACACCUCCUCUUUGCAAGGCACAGAUGAACAUCCAACACCAGUUCUCCCUUCAAUGCCAACAGCAGAUCCGACAUCUCGCCACUUCUUCUACAAUAUCUGUACUCCCGACUCCCCACCACGAACAAUAGCCCUAUGUCCCGGUCGACGUCUCGUGGGCUUCGGCUGUGCAGCCGGCAUAGAAAUCCACAGCAUGAGCGAACCAAGACGAAUGGAACAACGAAAACACUUCCCAAUGCCCCAACCCUCAGAGAUCCUCCACUUCCUCCCAAGCUCCCCCGAAGCCCCCAAUGAACUCCGCCUCAUCUCCUCCCUAGCCGGACCAGGCUUCCACGAAUGCAACUGUCCCUCCUCCCCAACAUCGACUCUCCAAUCGACCCUCCAAUCCCCAUCCCUCUCUCCAACCCCCCAAGCCAAGAACCAAUUCCACUUCCUAGCAGACGUGCAAUCCUUCAGCCGCCGUCGAAUUCCCCACACUCCAUCCAGGAGCUUCGUCCGCGCAACCCACUGCCACCACUACGGCGCAGUCCCCAUAAAUGACAACUUCCACCUCAUCCCCAAACAAGUCUCCUCUGCAUCGGCUCCUCCACCCCCCUCGGCGGCCCAACAAGCCUCACCCGCGCCUUCAUCUGCAUCCCCCCAUUCCCAUUCCCAACGCCCCCCUCCGCAAAAGAACCCCCCCCUCCCAACAACCUUCACCUCCGGCGCCGACCUAAGCUGGGGUCUCCGCGUAGUCGCCGCCUACGGCAACCGCAUCGUGCUCUACUCCAUCCCCCUGGAUGUCUACAACGCCGUCUGCAAAGAGCGCGAGCGCCAAAGCGACGGCGUCCUGGGCGACAGCACUCUCACCCGAGAAUGGUACAUCGACGCAGACCAGGCGCCGAAGCCGCGGGAGAGUCUGGCGCGGAAGCGGAAUGGGGAUUGGGAGUUUCGCGCGGGUGGCUCUUACGGGUCUGCUGGAUUGAUGUGGCCGUUCAAGGUCUUUGGGAAGGAGAUUGGGGCUGUUGAUGGGCUUGUUGAGCUUUCUGUGCAGUCUUCUGAAGGGGGUGCGCGAGUCUGGGCUUUUGGUGGGGAUGGGCGGGCUACGAUUUUUGAUGUUGAUACGUUUUCGUCGGGUGUUUCUGGUUCUGGCUCUGGAGGUGGUUCUGUGCCUGUUUCUGCUUUGAGAGUUGGGGCUGAUGGGAGUGUUGAGGGUUUGGAUGUGGUUGAGAGAGUUGGACUUGGGUCUUUGCGGAAGAGGAAGGCUGAGGUUUUGGGCGAUGGGUUUGUUGGUCGGUAUGGUGCUGGUCGGCAUUCGAUCAAUGUUGAUGGACUGGGCUUGGUAAAGCCUUGUGCUGCUGGUGUGCAUGGUAUACAGCAGGAUUCGUCGGUUCGUCGUACUUCUUUUGCGGCUUGUAUAUUGGAUUUCAAGAUCCCUGAGUUCGGGAUCUAG
Molecule: messenger RNA, 2313 nt
Organism: Penicillium nucicola
Lineage: Eukaryota; Fungi; Ascomycota; Eurotiomycetes; Eurotiales; Aspergillaceae
Product: F-box protein
Exons: 2
Coding region: 1-2313 (770 amino acids)
Molecular function (GO): protein binding
Source: RefSeq, a predicted model, not a curated record